Messenger RNA from Colletotrichum navitas, 1416 nucleotides. Its product is annotated as rhomboid family protein. Gene Ontology annotation, cellular component: membrane. The transcript is spliced from 5 exons. Gene Ontology annotation, molecular function: serine-type endopeptidase activity. NCBI's taxonomy places the organism in Eukaryota, Fungi, Ascomycota, Sordariomycetes, Glomerellales, Glomerellaceae. The record is from RefSeq and is a predicted model, not a curated record. Bases 210 to 1010 code for a protein of 266 amino acids.
GCUCUCUACAAAUUUCCCAGUCGUGGAAUAAUCACAGCAACGUGCUCGGCCUUAACGCAGGCCUUCGUAAUUACCCGACGUUGAUAGCUGAAUCGCCCUUCAGAAAUCACCUCACCCCACGCUGGCGCGAAACAAUCUAGGCCAGUAUAGCUUCGACGAACCGCGCGCGCAACUCUAGAUCUCCGCGACACCCGGAGACGGCUGACGCGAUGGCUCCCAGCGUGACUUCCUUUAGCACCCUUCGGGCUCGCACCUAUGUCCUCCGGCUACCGCUCUUCACAAGAAUCGUUCUCCUAAUCAUCGUUGCUGCCUGGGUUGCGGGCGUUCAGUCGGCCUGGGACAUGAGGCAAUGGGGCGCCUUGAUCCCUGACCAACUGUCCUUCAUAUCUUCGUACCGAAUGAACACAUUCCCCUUUAUCCACAAAAAUUUCAUCCACGCGAUUAUGAAUCUUCUAGCUUUGGCCCCUCUGAUGGAACGCUUCGAGGCGGAAUUCGGUACUCUGACCUCAAUAUCGCUCUUCAUCGGCCCUCUUACCACAAUUCCGGCUAUUCUAUAUGUUUUGAUCGAAAGAUUCCUCUUUAAGGGCAAUGUUGGAGUUAUGGGGGCUAGUAUAUGGGUCUUCUUGCUUCUCGGCAGGGAGGCGAUUCGAACCUAUAAGACGAAUCCUCAACUGACGAUUGCGACGUACUCGAUCCCCACAUGGACAACGCCCCUGAUCCUCAUCUUGGUGGUUACCGCUCUCGUCCCGGGCACAAGCUUAUUGGGCCACCUUUGCGGCGUGUUUGUUGGAUAUCUAUUUGGCCUCGGUUACCUCAAAUUUUUGAGUCCUCCCGAAAAGGCCCUGCGAUGGGUUGAAUCCAAGCUGAACCUGCUGGGCCGCCUGCCUCACUAUGUGAGUGUAGAUCAAAAGACCUAUGGUCGCUUUGGUGUCUUGCCCUCAAGCAGUCAUGCCGGCGGCGGCAGCGCCCCCAUUGCGCUUGUUGGCACCACGCAAAGACUUGGAUCCUGAGGUAUCCGCGUUUGAACCUGUACCACUAUAAUACUGCCCGGCAAGAUUGAAGGGCAUCUAGAUCGGAGUUUGGAGUUCUGAUUGCGAGAUGGAAAUGGCACAUGUACAGGAUGGGUAACGUUUGCCGUGUAGUACACUUCGCUUGUUUGUUGGCCAUGUGAUGGCGCUCAGCGCUAUCACAAUACAAAGGCUCGGUUUUAUCAAAAGGUAAAGCAUGUGAGUCAAUCGCACCUCGGUGGCAGUCUUGCAGUUGCGAAUAUCUAGAUUGCUAUCGCAUUAUCUUGAGGGAAUAACGAGAGGAAAUAAACAUCAUUAAUAAUUCAGAAGCCAGGAAUGCAGCCAGUUGAUUAGAUAAUACCCUAGGAGCGAAGCUGCAUCAGGCACAAUAACCAAGGAAUUGUCCUAU